AUGGAUAAACUUCUAAAAAUUGGCUUUUCACCCCAGCUCAUUUUUACCAUGGGAUUCGAAGCAGCAACAAUUAGUAUACGCCAACGCCUGAUAGAUAUCGACUACCAGCAUCAGUUAUUAUUAGUUAAAAAACAGAGACAUAACCCAAAGUUCUUUAAUUCAAUGCCAUUCUUAACAAAUCUGGAAAUCCCUAAACAUCGGAUAGCCUUUACCCAAAUCUGCUUAGAUGUUUUACCUUCAGCCGUCAUGAACGGCAGGUUCUCCAAAAUACCUUAUAAAGACCGAGUGUGUCUCUGCGGAGAGGGAGCUGUUGAGAACAAUACUCAUGACACCAGCAUCAGAGAGACUGAAAUAAAGAACCAGUCUGUUACUAUGGAGUUUACACUGGUCGGUCUAACUUGCUCUGCAGAAUUACAGACACUUCUCUUUGGGGUAUUCACAUUAAUCUAUGCUACUGCUUUAGCUAGUAACUUCCUCCUCAUCUUUACCAUAUGUACUUGCAAGAAACUCCAUACUCCCAUGUACUUCCUGCUCAUCAACUUAUCCUUAGUGAAUGUGUUGUCCAUCUCAGUUACAACUCCAAAAUUGCUCCAGACUCUUUGGACCCACAGAAACACCAUCUCUUGUUAUGGCUGCAUUACACAGUUGUUUCUAUUCGUAUGGUGUUUGGGAACAGAGCUUUUUCUCCUCUCAUUUAUGGCUUUUGACCGUUAUGCUGCUGUCUGCCAUCCUUUGCAGUACACAGUCAUCAUGAAGAAGGAAGUGUGUGUUGGCAUAGCUAGUGGAGCGUGGCUUGCUGGGAUGGUCAGUUCUGCUGUUUAUGUUGGACUUCUGCUGAAACUUUCCUUCUGCAACUCUAACAUAGUCAACCAUUUCUUCUGUGAUGUACCCCCACUUUUAAAACUUUCAUGCUCUGACACCAGUCUGAAUGAGAUUAUGGCCUUUGUGGCAGAUGUGAUCAUUGGGGUUAGUAGCUGUGGGUUAACACUAACAUCUUACUGCUUUAUCCUGAGAGCUAUCUUCAGAAUCCGUUCCACUGAAGGGAAGAAGAAAGCUUUCUCCACAUGUUCCUCCCAUCUCAUUGUAGUCAGUUUUUUCUUCUCUUCAGUCAUUUACACAUAUAUAAGGCCCAGCUCAGACUACUCUCUAGACAAAGACAAAUUUGUUUCUCUCCUUUAUUCAGUGGUAACCCCAGUGGUGAAUCCACUCAUAUAUUCUCUGAGAAACAAAGAAGUAAAAGAGGCACUCAAGACAAUUACUGGAAGAGGCAAGCUGCUCCAGUGA
Molecule: messenger RNA, 1284 nt
Organism: Rhineura floridana
Lineage: Eukaryota; Metazoa; Chordata; Lepidosauria; Squamata; Rhineuridae
Product: olfactory receptor 13G1-like
Exons: 2
Coding region: 1-1284 (427 amino acids)
Biological process (GO): G protein-coupled receptor signaling pathway
Cellular component (GO): membrane
Molecular function (GO): G protein-coupled receptor activity; olfactory receptor activity
Source: RefSeq, a predicted model, not a curated record